Messenger RNA from Anopheles gambiae (African malaria mosquito), 1149 nucleotides. Its product is annotated as lipase member H. Gene Ontology annotation, molecular function: lipase activity. The transcript has 4 exons. Gene Ontology annotation, biological process: lipid metabolic process. The coding region runs from base 33 to 1121 and encodes 362 amino acids. NCBI's taxonomy places the organism in Eukaryota, Metazoa, Arthropoda, Insecta, Diptera, Culicidae. The record is from RefSeq and is a predicted model, not a curated record.
GACAGCAGGAAACAACAACACACACACACAAGAUGGUGCUAAGCGAAGGACAGCUGGCACUGUGCACAGUGUUCACCCUAUGGUUGGGUGGUCUGCCUUUGAUGUACUCGCCGGCGCCCCGCGGUGACUGUGAUAAUUGCUGCCCCAUCCGGGAGCCGAAGGAUAUACAGUUCUUUCUCUUCACACGCCAAAACCCCGACACCGGUGACACCCUGUUCGUGUCGGACAAGAAGCACCUCCGGGCGUCCCACCUGAACCGCACCAAUCCGCUCGUCAUCUAUCUGCACGGCUUUUCCGAGCGGGCGCCGGGCGGGGCGGGCGAAAGCAGCAAACAGAUGAAGGAUGCGCUGCUCGCCGCCGACGACUACAAUGUGGUGCUGGUCGACUGGAGCCCCCUCACCGCGCUGCCCUGGUACGUGAACUCGGUGCAGAAUGGGCCGCGCGUCGGUCGCUACAUUGCACGGUUCGUGCGGUUUCUGGUGCUGUCCGAGUUUCCGCUCGAGAAGAUCCACCUGAUCGGGUUCAGCCUCGGCGCGGAGGUGGCUGGGUUCGCUGGCAAAACGCUGAACGAGUGGGGCCUUAAGCUGCCCCGCAUUACCGGUUUAGAUCCGGCCUUCCCGCUGUACGUGUUUGAGCGUGCCUCCCAGCGUCUCAGCCCGAAGGAUGCGGAGUUCGUCGACGUCAUCCACACGGACGGCGGCCUGCUAGGCUAUCCGUGGCCGCUCGGGCACGUCGACUUCUACCCGAACGGUGGCGUCCCGCUGCAGCCGGGCUGCGCCCAACAGGAGCUGGCCAAAAACCGUUGGCUGGGUGUAUUUAUUGGCUGUAGCCAUGCCCGGGCCUGGCAGUACUUUGCCGAAUCACUCACCCGCCCGCAAGGCUUCCUCUGCGAACGGUGCGAACCGACCGACGCGCCGGCCUCCGGUGCAGCGAGCCGCUCGACCCGAGACACCAACAACUGCACCAUGACGCGGGAAGUGUUUAUGGGCAUGUACACGGAUCGGACGCUGCGCGGUAAGUUCUACCUCAGCACCAACCCGCAGCCACCGUUCGGGAAGAAUCUGAUGCCGCACGAACAGCAGCAAAAGCAACAGCAACUGCCGGUGCAGCGAAAAUCCUAAAAUGCCAAAAUGCUGCGCCCAGCUUCCA